Messenger RNA from Synchiropus splendidus (mandarinfish), 788 nucleotides. Its product is annotated as 60S ribosomal protein L9. Gene Ontology annotation, cellular component: cytosolic large ribosomal subunit; ribosome. Gene Ontology annotation, molecular function: structural constituent of ribosome; rRNA binding. Lineage: Eukaryota; Metazoa; Chordata; Actinopteri; Syngnathiformes; Callionymidae. The coding region runs from base 65 to 643 and encodes 192 amino acids. Gene Ontology annotation, biological process: cytoplasmic translation. The transcript has 8 exons. The record is from RefSeq and is a predicted model, not a curated record.
CGCACAAACCCUACAACAGCGUGGUGACGUCGAUCCGUCCUCCUUUCCUCUACUACCGGCGAGAAUGAAGACCAUUCUCAGCGGCCAGACUGUCGACAUCCCCGACAAUGUCGAGGUGAGGCUAAAGGGACGGACAGUGUCUGUCAAAGGUCCCCGUGGCAAACUGGUCAGGGAGUUCAACCACAUCAACUUGGAGCUUAGUCUGCUCGGCAAGAAAAACAAGAAGCUGCGUGUUGAGAAAUGGUGGGGUAACAGGAAGGAACUGGCCACAGUCCGCACCAUCUGCAGCCAUGUUCAGAACAUGAUCAAAGGAGUGACUCUGGGCUUCCGCUACAAAAUGCGCUCCGUGUAUGCCCAUUUCCCCAUCAACGUCGUCAUCCAGGAGGCUGGAUCUAUGGUGGAGAUCAGGAACUUCUUGGGAGAGAAGUACAUCCGCAAAGUCAGGAUGAGGUCUGGUGUGGUGUGUGCGGUCUCUGCUUCACAGAAGGAUGAGCUUGUGCUGGAGGGUAACGAUAUUGAGCUGGUGUCAAACUCAGCUGCUCUGAUCCAGCAGGCCACCACAGUCAAAAAUAAGGACAUCAGAAAAUUCUUGGAUGGCAUCUAUGUGUCUGAGAAGGGAACAGUAGUGGAACCGGAGUUGUAGAGCUUGGAUCCAGCAGGCCACCACUCAGAAAAAGAGGUCAAUGUCUGGACACAUCUUUGUCAGCCAGAACAUCGCUGUGGUGGAGAUGCUGCUGAAUACGUUCAUGUCCUGAUUUGACCAAUAAAAUAUCUGCUUUUCCAGUCAA